UUCCAGGUAGUCUCGUGAAAUUUGCAACGUAAGGUUUAAGCGGACUCAAAAGCUCAUCUGCUCAGCUUCUUCGACGUAUUUGCUUCUUUUCCUAAGCCAAGCAAGACACAAUGGCCUGUGAAACCACCUCUCCUACUAAUUCCUGCAGUCUCCUUGGUAGCAACAAGGACUUCACUCAUUCUCUGCUAGCCUUUGAGGGCAGUUUCAGCUCCACCCGUCCACUAGACGAGCUACCAAACAUCAUCCCCUCAACUGGAGAAUUACAACUAUCUGCAGCCCUUGACACUGCAAGCCCUCCUCCCAUCUUUGAAGCUAGCACCCAUAUAAUCCCCACACCCCCUCCCCAGACCUGCAUCUUGUCUCCUAGCUCACUCUCGCAUUACUCUCCAGCUAGCUCGAAUGCCAGUGAAUACAUAAAAUGCUACUCUGUGGAACCAACUCCAAUUUCAUCUCCUGAAGGAUCUAGUUGCCCUGAUGACCUCUUUAUUCUUUCUACUUGCUCUAACUCUAACCAAUCUCUCUCCCUUUGCUCACCAGCUCGUGGUUCGAUUACUGAGCACUUGCAAGAAGGUCAUGCUAUUAAUAUGCAGCUAGGAGAACUGGAGGAGCAAAAUAAUGGGGAUAUAAAUAUCCAAAAUGUGUUUGUGGCUGAAACUGAAGAUGCUCAACCAUUGCAGAAGCAAGAAGAUGCCACCACAAUGCAUACAAGCAGUGUUGAAUUGAAAGAAGCCCGUCCAAGCUCUCCUAUUAAGGCCAAGCAGGACACUCUACCGAGGAACAUCAAACUACCGCAGAGAAAAGGUGGUAUGCAGUUAUGGCAAUUUCUGUACGCUCUACUCGGCAACUCAGCUUCCAGCAAGUAUGGAAAACUGAUCGAAUGGACUGCAAAUCGAAACUCAAGAGAAUUUAGACUCCUAGAGCCUGAGGCUAUUGCAAUUUGGUGGGGAGAACACAAGAGCAAGAAAAACAUGAGCUACGAUAAACUCAGUCGCUCUCUUCGUUACUACUACGACAAAGGAAUUAUUCGCAAGAUCCCUGGGGAACGGUAUGUGUACCAGUUUUGCAUUGACCCUGAGGUCAUGUACAAGCAUAUCGGCAACUCUGACUGUCGACCGAAACUAAAGCCAAUGCCACUGAAUGCUCGCAGAGCUACUACCGACUACCAACUUCGCCACGGUUACAACCCCUCUAUGCUACACCACAAAGACUCAAUCUUUCUCCCACCUGGUCAUCUUAUGAUACCACCGAAUGGGCUCCCAGGCUCGUACUCUCUCAGUGGAUCAGAGAUGCCAUUUCCACCUCCUGAGUAUUCAUCCCUCUCUACCUACUCACCAAGUUACUACGAGAACGCUGCCUAUGCUCCACUAGGCAUGGACAUGUACGCUACAGCUCCCGUCACACCUCCAGCUGGAUUAGAAUACACCACGGAUGACAUCAAACCGCAUCUAUCGUUACGUUCACACCACUAUCUGUAUGCACAAGAAUCCGACGGAUAUGCUCCAUCACCGAUGCAUUCUGGAGUUUUUCUACCUAAUAUGAUGGGACCACCUCCCCUCCAGUCCAUCACCCCACCACACCCACCUAGCGAGGGGAACAGUCCACAGAUGUCCUCGUACCCCCAACACCCUCAGCUAUUGGACGAGCUUAUCGAACCAGCUGGAAACUGCGAGCAGCUGUCGCAUCCACCCAUCAUUUAUUCUCCAUGCAGCGACGGGCCGUAUGUUAGUGGAACAGAGAUGGAGAGUGCUUCUCAGUGGACCUUUAAUUAACUGAUAUAAAUAAAUUAUAUUGAUCCUCAAUUGUGUGAUGCCUCAAAGGCGACCUGUUUUAGUUUUGAAUUCAUUCGCACCCACAAUUCACGUUUAUACCCAAUCAUUCUAAAACUGUACUAGCAAAUCAC
This is a messenger RNA of Halichondria panicea, 1900 nucleotides long. RefSeq lists its product as uncharacterized. The transcript is spliced from 3 exons. Gene Ontology annotation, biological process: cell differentiation; regulation of transcription by RNA polymerase II. The coding region runs from base 111 to 1769 and encodes 552 amino acids. Gene Ontology annotation, molecular function: DNA-binding transcription factor activity, RNA polymerase II-specific; sequence-specific DNA binding. The record is from RefSeq and is a predicted model, not a curated record. Lineage: Eukaryota; Metazoa; Porifera; Demospongiae; Suberitida; Halichondriidae. Gene Ontology annotation, cellular component: nucleus.